UUUAAGAAUUUGAAUAUACGUCAUUUCCCAAAAUCCCCUCCAGAAUCUAUUAUUUAAUCGUAUCCCCUCAUCCAGUACUCUUAGAAGCUACACUGCAAAAACCACUUCCAAAUUCCAAGUGAGAAAGAAAGAGAGAGUGAGAUAGAUAGAUUAGGAAGUCGUCCUGAAUGUCAUAUGUUCGUUUCUCAUUGCAGCUCUUGCUUUCCCUCAUUCCAUGCUAAUUAAAUUGAUUCAAUUCAGUUCAGAUAAGGCCUUUUUGCUCACUUGGAAUUAUUUAGUUUUGUAUAUGUUUCUUAAUUAAUUUCUUUUUGAUGUUAUGUAGAGCAGCGGUUAAUGACUUGUAUGCAGUACCACUCCUUUAGCUACCAAAAUUAAGCACUAGUUUAGUAUUAAAUUCCGAAUUCUAUCAUAAGUUGGCGUUUUCCAUCAAUUACUAAAACUGUGAAGGAUGUUGCCCCUCUUCGAUCCAAAUGACAGCGAAGCCGGUAUGAAGCUUUUGGAGGACCUCACUUCAAAUGCAUACCAAAUACAACAACAGGUAUUGCAGCAGAUACUCGCAACAAAUGCAGGUACAGAAUAUUUGAUGGGGUUUCUCAGUGGCCAAUCUGACAAGCAACUCUUCAAGAAGAAAGUCCCUGUUGUGAGCUAUGAAGAUGUCAAGCCCUAUAUCGAACGAAUUGCUAAUGGAGAGCCUUCGGAGAUCAUUUCUGCUCAGAAAAUAACUGAGCUUCUCACAAGCUCUGGCACUUCAGGAGGGCAGCCAAAGAUGAUGCCUUCCACUGCUGAAGACUUGGACAGAAAGACAUUCUUUUAUAAUCUCCUUGUGCCUGUGCUUAACAAGUAUGUAGAAGAUUUGGACAAAGGAAAAGGAAUGUACCUUUUGUUUAUCAAACCAGAAAUUACAACACCCUCUGGUUUGAUGGCAAGGCCUGUCCUAACCAGCUACUACAAGAGCAAAAAUUUCACAAACCGGCCUUUCAACCGGUUCAACAUAUACACCAGCCCAGACGACACCAUUUUGUGUUCGGACAGCAAGCAGAGCAUGUACUGCCAGUUACUCUGUGGUUUGGUACAGCGGGACGAGGUUCUGAGGGUCGGUGCUGUAUUUGCAUCUGCAUUCUUGAGGGCUAUCAAGUUCUUAGAGGAUUACUGGAACGAGUUGUGCUCCAACAUAAGAUCAGGCCAUGUCAGCGACUGGAUCACGGACCUCAGUUGCAGAAAUGCAGUGUCUGAGAUCCUCCUCCUCAACAAAGCCAAUUCAGAUUUGGCAGAUUUGAUUGAGCGUGAAUGCAGUGGGAGUUCAUGGGAAGGCAUAAUCAAGAAGCUUUGGCCGAGAACAAAAUUCAUUGAAGUUAUAGUUACAGGGUCCAUGGCCCAAUACAUCCCAACCCUUGAAUUCUUCGGUGGAGGACUCCCUCUGGUAUCCACAAUGUAUGCUUCUUCCGAAUGCUACUUUGGAAUCAAUUUCAAGCCACUCAGCAAGCCCUGUGAUGUCUCUUACACCCUCAUCCCCAGUAUGGCCUAUUUCGAGUUCUUACCUGUUCAGAGAAACGUUGGAGAUCAGGUGGUCCAUUGCAAUGGUACUGUUUCUGAUCAGAAUUGCCUAGAGGAGGACCAAAAUGAUAAACUGGUUGAUCUGGUGGAUGUGAAGCUUGGUCAAUAUUAUGAACUUGUCGUUACAACUUUCACAGGGCUAUACAGAUACAGAGUUGGAGAUAUUCUAAUGGUGACCGGUUUCCACAACAAUGCUCCUCAAUUCCGUUUUGUACACCGAAGGAACGUGGUGCUAAGCAUUGAUACAGACAAAACCAGUGAAGAUGACCUUUUAAAGGCAGUGACAAAGGCAAAACUGGUGCUGGAGCCACUGGGGUUCCUUCUAACGGAGUACACUAGCUACGCAGACACCAGCUCAAUCCCAGGCCAUUAUGUGCUAUUUUGGGAGCUGAAAAUGAAAGGUAAAAACAUCAAUGUGGAAGCAGAGCUGGAUGGUAAUAUAAUGGAAGAGUGCUGCUCCACGGUGGAAGAAUGGCUGGAUUCGAUUUAUAGAAGAUGCAGGAAAAAGGACAAGUCGAUUGGACCACUAGAGAUAAGAGUUGUGAAGCAGGGAGGUUUUGAUGCUCUGAUGGACUUUUGUGUGUGUCAGGGGUCUUCAGUUAACCAAUACAAGACGCCCAGAUGCAUUAAAUCCGAGGAAGCCAUCAGGAUUUUGGACUCAAGGGUGGUGGCAAGAUUUUUUAGUCAAAAAACUCCUUCUUGGGAGCCUUUUAGAAUGGAUAUCAUCUCUGAGUAAUAUAUGUUAACCACAUGUUCAUGUAAUGGUAUGGGAUAAUUGCAUUGCAUUCCAUGUUUCUUUCUUUCUUUCUUUCUUUUUUUUUUCCUUUUUCUUUUCUUUUUUCUUAAGAGUUUUAAUAACAAACAUUAAAUUUGUAAAAGAUAUUGUCGCUAUUCUAUGUUUGCCUAAUUCAGAUGGUGUAUUUUGGAUUUGUAUGGAAAAAGAGAUAUAUAAGAGUUUUUAGA
Molecule: messenger RNA, 2517 nt
Organism: Ziziphus jujuba (common jujube)
Lineage: Eukaryota; Viridiplantae; Streptophyta; Magnoliopsida; Rosales; Rhamnaceae
Product: indole-3-acetic acid-amido synthetase GH3.17
Exons: 4
Coding region: 449-2290 (613 amino acids)
Cellular component (GO): cytoplasm
Molecular function (GO): acid-amino acid ligase activity
Source: RefSeq, a predicted model, not a curated record